AUGUUACAUCGUUUAAAUACUAUAGCUGCUAGUGUCGGUGUAUUACGUUAUCUUUUAUCGUAUACUGCUGAACAUUGUUUACAACGUCAUCAAUUCGGUAAACCAAUUGGUGAUUAUGCUAGAGUUGAAGAGAAACUUUCAGAAAUUGUUUUAAAUUUAUAUGCAAUGGAAUCAGGUUUAUUUUAUGUGAGUGGUUUACUGGACGCACAACCUACACGUGAUUUGUCAUUAGAAUUAGCUGCUUUAAAA
Schistosoma turkestanicum is the source of this 249-nucleotide messenger RNA. The record is from the annotation of a GenBank genome assembly. NCBI's taxonomy places the organism in Eukaryota, Metazoa, Platyhelminthes, Trematoda, Strigeidida, Schistosomatidae.